Xyrauchen texanus (razorback sucker) is the source of this 4664-nucleotide messenger RNA. RefSeq names its product zinc finger protein Eos-like. Gene Ontology annotation, molecular function: DNA-binding transcription factor activity; RNA polymerase II cis-regulatory region sequence-specific DNA binding. Lineage: Eukaryota; Metazoa; Chordata; Actinopteri; Cypriniformes; Catostomidae. The record is from RefSeq and is a predicted model, not a curated record. Gene Ontology annotation, biological process: regulation of transcription by RNA polymerase II.
AGUUGUUUUGGGCUGUCAGGUAAAAAAAAAUCCCUGAGAUGCUGCCUUCGCUAGAGAAAACAAACGGCGCUUCUGCUGUAUAAAAAAUUGCCACCACAGUCGAUCGUCAGGCAGCUGGUGUGAUAAUGAAUGCUGAAGAAUGCAAUGGCCGUUCUUACAUGUCAGGCAGUGGAGAUUCUUCAACGGAACGGGAGUUUUUUGCAGGGCUGAGAGUACCUACUGUGAGCACACCAAACAGUCAACAAUCCUCCCCAAGCCACUCACUCAGUGCUAACUCAAUCAAAGUGGAGCUCUACAGUGACGAGGAGGCAGGUGGGGCUCCGCUGGCAGAAAGACGAGUCGGGGAGAAGGAUGAAGGAUGGAAGAAUAAAAAGAGAGACAUGGCAGAAGAUGGGGGAGUGGAGAUGGUUGGAGGCACACGAGGGCAGACUGGGAGCGGCUGCGGGGACAUGGCCAGUCCUGAGCCAGCAUCGCCAGGUCCCAUUCGGCUGCCCAAUGGCAAGCUAAAAUGUGAUAUAUGUGGGAUGAUCUGUAUUGGACCCAAUGUUCUGAUGGUGCACAAACGUAGCCAUACAGGUGAGCGGCCAUUCCAGUGUAACCAGUGUGGGGCCUCAUUCACUCAGAAGGGCAACUUGCUGCGUCACAUCAAGCUCCACUCUGGCGAGAAGCCCUUCAAAUGUCCCUUUUGUAACUACGCCUGUCGUCGCCGCGACGCCUUGACAGGACACCUCCGCACCCACUCUGUGUCCUCCCCUACAGUUGGGAAGCACUACAAGUGCAGUUACUGUGGCCGAAGUUACAAGCAGCAGAGCACCCUGGAGGAGCACAGAGAGCGCUGCCACAGCUACCUACAGAGUCUGGACCACCAGCCUGCUCACAACACCCAAUCUGCCCACGGUGAAGAGGUUCAUAAUGUGGAGAUGAUGUCUGAACCCCUGAUCCAGUCCUCCUCAGAGAAGAUGACCUUCAUUGAUCGACUGGCCAACAGCAUCACCAAGAGGAAGAGAUCAACACCCCAGAAGUUCCUGGGUGAAAAGCACAUGCGACUAAAUAUAUCUGAAGCACCUUAUGAACUCGAUCCCAAUCCUGAUAAAGAAGGGGACUUGUUGGUCUUGCACACUGAGAGUGAUCCAUCUGCUUUAGGGCAUUUCCUCCGGGGGCCAAGAGGAGGCAGUAAUGAUGUGGAUCCUCCCCGCUCCCUGCGAAUGCCUCCCCACUCUGCCUGCCUAUCAGAGUUUACCCCAGUUAUCAGCUCUGUCUACCCCCAUAUAACCCCUUUAGGACAGCGCCUAAACUGUGCAGGGGCAUCAAUGGGUCUUGCGGGGAGGGAGGCUGGAGAGGGUCAUGAGGACACGCCCUCCAGCCGCAGUCGUGCUGCCUCGCCAAGCAAUGGUUACCAAGAUUCUACAGACACCGAGAGCAUGGCAGAGGAGCAGUGCGUCAUCGCCUCAGUGCCACCUGGAAACUUGAACCACCGCGGAGGGCGCGAGCAGCACAGUCCUAGUCACGCCAAAGAAAUGGACAUGGACGGGGACAGGGAAAAAGGAGUCCUUGGGGGUUUACCAGGGCUGCCCGCCAAGGUGAGCCCGUGCUCACCACCAGCAAGGGAAGCCAUGCAGGUGGUGGACGGGGAAGGGCGGCCAGUGCGCUCCUUCCGCUGCGAGCACUGUCGUAUUUUCUUCCUGGACCAUGUCAUGUUCACCAUCCACAUGGGCUGCCACGGCUUCCACCAGCCCUUUGAGUGCAACAUCUGCGGCCACCGCAGCCAGGACCGCUACGAGUUUUCCUCACACAUUGUCCGGGGGGAGCACCAGGUGGGCUGAAGAGGGCUUGUGGGUGGUGCAGUUUGAGAUUUGGGAGAGAUGUACAGAGAGUUGUAUGCUGCUUUGAGAUGGCGUCAUGGCGUCUUUUUUGGUCUGCAUCAGAUUGGGUGCAUGGCACACUAUCUCUUGCUUUUAGUUAGGGGACAUCAGCUUUUACUGCUGAAGAGUAAUCGCCUAGGUACAACCGUAAAACACUCAACACAAAUGCAUCCUGUGUUUAAAGGAUGUCAAGAGGGGGACUUUUCCUCUGAUUGCACUCCCAUAUCAAGUCAUUCAUUGCAAGAUGCAGAUGUUUUGCUUUAGAAGUGCCUUCCUUCUGUGGGGUUUAUUUUUUAUCAGUUAGUUAGGAAGAGAUUUUUGAUGCUUGUAUGGCAGGCAUGAGAUUAGACUAGAUCUGAUUAGUAGUGUUUACAUAGAGUCUGCCUCUUUAACAGAGAAAGACAUUUAAUUAAUUGCUUAUAAGUCCAAAGUCUGGUGGACUGUUUUAACCAGAGUGAUUUUCCAAAGUUUCUGAGCCUGUUAAACCAGAGAAAUAUAUGCCUAGGAGUAUUCAAACAACCUUUGUGCUCUUUUAGGAUACCUCGAUGGCACUGUUGAAAUUAGGCGACUCAGGGAGAGAGGGAAUCGAAAGCAAGCAGCGUGCAUUGCAAAACUCUUUUAAGGCUGGUGGAAAGGGAGUAUUGAUAUGUUAGCCAUAUAAGGAGCACAGACACAUAUUGCCUUAAUAGUUGCUUUAUAUGAACCCUGUAUGAGCUAGAUGUUGAAUUGCACAUGGUUUUAAAUGCUGGAAGUUUCAGUAGGUACAAUGCAGACAUUUGCAUAUUGCCUGAAUUUGGGUAACUUCAAAACGAAGAUGACAUGGCACUCUUAGGUCAAAUUGGAUUGGUGAUUAGGCUAAGGAUUUAUCUUUUUAUUUUUUUUCUAAAAUGUAUAUUAAUGUUUUAUUUAAGUAACAAAAUGAACUUGAAGCAUUUUGCCUUAGUUUAUGAGUCUAAAACCUAUGUCCUAAAAAAGUCAAACCAGUUGGUUUCCUUGUGCCUCAGAUUUAGCUUUUUGUUUCAAACUUUAUCUAGACAGACCUCACUUACAUGGUGAUGAGGAGUUACAUUCAAAGUUUUUAAUCAUAUUUGUAGAAUGAAGUCCCCCCAUCUAUGUUUUUAGAUGUUUAACACAGUAAAAAGCGGAUGGUGAAAAUGAACCUUAAUUGCUCUGGUGCAGACCAAACACAGACCCAUGUUGCAUUCCGUGACUUUAACGUGUGAGACGGAGGGGUUGUUACCUCAAAGGAGGAUUGCACUUUUUCUAAUUCUGCUUAAAUGUGUGUGUUUUGCUGGGGCUUUUGGGAGGGUUUCGGACAGGCGCUGAGGUACGGGGUGGGAGGGGAAUUUUAUUACAAGGCUUUAGGGGAGCAGAUUGUAAUGAAUGGUAACUGAGCUUUGAAACAUAUUCUUUUGUUUUCUGAAAUUGCUCGAUUGCACUGAUUUCUGAUAAAAAUGCUAUUUAGAGAACAAACAAGAAACAAUUUGAUACAAGAACACGUUGGUUAUAUAGACCAGAUGAGCAGUGUGGUGUUUUUAAAAAUUCUAUAAAGGCUAUUUUCCUAAUAAAAAGGGGUCACUGUCAUUUAAGGAUUCAGAACUGAAAAGUUUAUCCCUGUGUUGUAAACUUUGGUGCUUGGAUGUUUGUGUGACUUCUGCCCUUGAUAUUGGGCUUGUAUCCUUGUAUACGCUUGUCCUGUGUGGUCAUGUCCCAUAUGAGGUCCCGCAUAAGGUACAUUCAAUCCCCACUUGAGUACGAACUGCUGCUUGAUUUGAAGGAAAGGACUGACUUCUGUUAUGUACCAUCCUGCCAAGAUAUCGUGGCCUGUUUUAUCGGUGGAUCUCACUUGCACAAACUGAGAUCAUUCUGAUAUACAACUAAAGCACCAAUGAAUGAAUUUUGAAGAAUCUCAAACACUUGUUUUGUUUGAUUGCUUGUACAUUUCUCAUAUUUUAUGUAUCGAGGGUUAAGGUUAAAGGUACUUGGAUGUUGUCAGCUUUUUCCAAUACUUGCUAACAUGUAAUCCACUGACCCGGUACUGCAUCUAUUGGUUGCAUUUAAAAUAGUCCUCUUAAUAUAUUAGUAUGCCUGGAUUCAGUUGAGGGAAAGCCUGUGAAGAACAGUGUGAAUGGAUUGAAAACUAGAACAGAAGUGAGACCAAAUCCAGUAUUUGCAAAGGUUAUUUGACUUUGCGCCCUUCAUGGACAUUAUUUACUUGAAGGUAUGAUAAAAAAAAAAAAAAAAGCCCAUAUAUGACACAAUGCACUUAACGGUCAAAAAUAAAUUAUAUAAUGAUUAUAUCUAUAUAAUUAUAAGUGUGUGAAUGGGAAAGGUUGCAUGUGUACUCACUUUAUUUGCUGAGGUUCUGCAACUGUUCUGCUUGUGAAAUACUACAGUAGCUGCAGUGUCCUGUUUCCUCUAAACCAAACCCAGCUCUUUUUUCUGCACCAUUUCAUAUUUCUUAUCCCCAAGGUGUGAUGAACUCAAUAUUUUUAAAUGAACUGUGAAGCAACCUUAACAAGCAGCAACUGAGAAAGAGAGGCCUAGAAUUUUUGGGGAGGCAGGGAUCAAACUCUGUCAUACUUGGGCUUUAUCCCUGGGUUCAAUGUUUUUAAAUAUUUUGUGAGAAAAAAAUGUAUAUAACAAAAAACUCUUUACCUCAAAUUUGUUAAAAUAUAAAAGCUGCCUCAUGUUCUAUAAAAGGUGUGUUGGUUUCAAGAGGUAUUGUUUAUUUGAUCUUGUUUUUAAGGAGUGUAACCCAACUUUAAGUUGAAGUAAUUUUUCAUGUCCAAUAAAGUACUA